Molecule: messenger RNA, 2148 nt
Organism: Saccharomyces mikatae IFO 1815
Lineage: Eukaryota; Fungi; Ascomycota; Saccharomycetes; Saccharomycetales; Saccharomycetaceae
Gene: SET2
Product: histone methyltransferase SET2
Exons: 1
Coding region: 1-2148 (715 amino acids)
Biological process (GO): regulation of DNA-templated transcription
Cellular component (GO): chromosome; nucleus; chromatin
Molecular function (GO): protein binding; histone H3K36 methyltransferase activity
Source: RefSeq, a predicted model, not a curated record
AUGUCAAAGAACCACAGUGUUAGUGCGUCGGAAGAUGAAAAAGAAGUACUGAAUAACAACGCUGAGGACCGUAAACCUCAAAAGCUUUUCGAUCAGGAACUGGACCUUACACAGGAAGCGUUGACCAAAUUUGAAAAUUUAGAUGAUUGUAUAUACGCAAAUAAACGGAUCGGAACAUUCAAGAAUAAUGAGUUCAUGGAGUGUGAUUGUUAUGAAGAAUAUUCUGAUGGCAUUAACCAUGCCUGUGAUGAGGACUCUGACUGUAUCAAUAGGCUUACCUUGAUAGAGUGUGUGAAUGACUUGUGUUCAUCUUGUGGUAAUGACUGCCAGAAUCAACGAUUUCAAAAGAAGCAGUACGCCUCGAUAGCCAUUUUCAAGACGAAACAUAAAGGGUAUGGUGUAAGAGCUGAACAAGACAUAGAAGCCAACCAGUUCAUCUACGAAUAUAAAGGUGAAGUGAUCGAGGAGGUUGAAUUUAGAGAUAGGCUGAUAGACUACGACCAACGUCAUUUCAAGCAUUUUUAUUUUAUGAUGCUACAGAAUGGAGAAUUCAUUGACGCCACAAUAAAGGGUUCGUUAGCAAGAUUUUGUAAUCAUUCUUGCCGUCCAAAUGCAUAUGUCAAUAAAUGGGUUGUCAAGGGUAAACUUCGCAUGGGUAUUUUUGCUCAAAGGAAAAUUUCAAAAGGUGAAGAAAUUACAUUUGACUAUAACGUGGAUCGAUAUGGUGCUCAGGCUCAAAAAUGUUAUUGCGAAGAGCCAAAUUGUAUUGGAUUUCUUGGGGGUAAAACUCAAACAGAUGCGGCGUCUUUGUUGCCUCAAAACAUCGCUGAUGCCUUGGGAGUCACUGUUUCUAUGGAGAAAAAGUGGUUAAAAUUGAAAAAGUUAAGCGGUGGACCAAUAAUAAAGAAUGAAAACGAAAACAUAAAUAUCGAGUUUCUUCAGUCUUUGGAAGUCAAACCUAUCGAUAACUUAGUGGAUGUGACGAAAAUUAUGAGUGUAUUACUGCAGCAAGAUAAUAAAGUAAUUGCAUCUAAGCUUUUAAACAGACUUUUCACCAUUGACGAUAAUUCUCUUCGUCAUCAGGCUAUUAAAUUACAUGGGUACACAUGCUUUAGUAAAAUGCUUAAAUUGUUCAAUAUGGAACAUUCGCAGCCUCAGGAAGAGGAAAAUGACGUCGAGGAAGGCGAUGAAAAGUUGAUGAUCAAAAGAAUUUUAGAUUUCUUAUUGGAAUUGCCUAAGACUACUCGAAAUGGUAUUGAAUCAUCACAAAUUGACAGUAUAAUAAAAGCCCUGCCUACGAAGUGUCCAGAUUUGAAGCUGGAAUGUGAUGAUUUAUUGGAGAAAUGGUCGAAAUUUGAAACAUACAAGAGGAUUACUAAGAAAGACAUAAACGUUGCAUCCAGUAAAAUGAUAGAUUUGAGAAGGGUGAGGUUACCUCCUGGCUGGGAGAUCAUUCAUGAAAACGGUCGUCCAUUGUAUUAUAAUGCAGAACAGAAAACAAAACUACAUUAUCCUCCCACUGGUUCAUCUAAGGUAUUUAGUUCAAGAUCAAGUACAGAAAUAACUUCCCAGAGCAAUGGUGGGAUUUCUAAAACGAGUAGUGCUUCAGACUCCAAGAAACAUAAACUGAGCGACGAGGAAUAUGAGAGGAAAAAACAAAAAAGACUUGAGUACGAGAGAAUUGCUUUAGAAAGAGCAAAGCAAGAGGAACUGGAAAGUUUAAAGCUAAAGCUAAAGCUUGAGAAUGAAAGAAAAAGCGUUUUGGAGGAUAUCAUAGCAGAAGCCAACAAACAAAAGGAAUUGCAAAGGGAAGAGGCUAAAAAACUAGUGGAAGCAAAAGAAGCAAACCGUUUGAAAAGAAAAACAGUUUCCCAAUCUCAAAGAUUAGAGCAUAACUGGAAUAAGUUUUUCGCAUCUUUUGUGCCAAACUUGAUAAGAAGUAACCCACAGAGUAAGCAAUUUGAUCAUGAGAAUAUAAAACAAUGUGCUAAAGACAUUGUGAAGAUCUUAACCACAAAGGAGCUGAAAAAAGACUCAUCAAAGGCACCACCUAGUGACUUAAGUAAAGAGAAGAGACAUAAAGUCAAAGAAUUCAUAAAAUCAUAUAUGGAUAAGAUAAUUCUCAAGAAAAAGCAGAAAAAGCGUUGA